This is a messenger RNA of Entamoeba invadens IP1, 861 nucleotides long. RefSeq lists its product as hypothetical. Bases 1 to 861 code for a protein of 286 amino acids. Lineage: Eukaryota; Evosea; Mastigamoebida; Endamoebidae. The transcript is spliced from 3 exons. The record is from RefSeq and is a predicted model, not a curated record.
AUGAUGGGUAUUAUCUUGAUAACUUUAGAUGUUACAGAUUGCCAAAUUGUUUGCAUUACUAUGAUAAAAAUUUGUCAAAAAGGUACGAUCCGUCAUUGUUCAGUUUAUACAAAUAAAGAUACUUGUUCUAAAUGUUUGGAAGGAAUGAAACCCGUUGGAACACAAUGUGAAAAGAUCAAUGGAUGCAUCUCUUCUAAUGGAAUCAUAUGUGAGAAUUGUGAACCAGGAAUGUCUUUAAAUAACUCUGAAUGUCAACCAUGUGCCUCAGACAAGUGUAUUGAAUGUAAUAAUCCAUCAUCUAUUUGCUCAAAAUGUGUAAAUAGAUAUACUAUUACCACUAAGGGGGGAUGCAAGAAAUGUGAAGAAAUGGAAGGCUGCACAAGUUGUGCAAAUGACAAGGAAGAAUGGUGCACUUCAUGUUCAAAUAAUUAUAGACUUGUUAAUCAUCAGUGUUACCAAAACAUAGAGGGGUGUUAUAGCUACAACAAUAAUCCAAAAGUGUGUGAUAUAUGUUCAAAUGGAUACACAUUAAAUAAUGGAACAUGUAUAAAAUGUGAAGAAAUUGGGUGUGAUAAAUGUGAUGCUAAUGGUCAAAACUGUUUAUUGUGUCGUUCUGGAUACACCUUUAAUGGAACAAACUGUUUGAAGUGUAAAGAUCGUUGUAGUUCAUGUUUUGAUGAUUUGUCGAAGUGCUCAAGCUGUUCAAAUCUUGAUACCGACACGUGUGAUGAGUGUUUUUUAAUGUGUGUUCCCAAAGUAAACAAGACACGUUGCACAGAUAAUGCUUGUACUGUUAAUAAUGAAAGCUUUAACAUCUGCACUGAAUGUCAAAACAAUUAUUUCCUUGAUGAUGAUUAUUAG